AUGUUCUCCAACGUUCUAUGUCUCUUCCUCGUUGCCCUCGACCGGACAAUUGUCACGACAGCCAUCCCUCGCAUCACCGGUGACUUCAACAGCCUGGGAGAUAUUGGCUGGUAUGGCUCGGCAUACAUGCUGACCAGCGCAACGUCCCAGCUCCUCUUCGGACGUCUUUACAAGCUCUAUGGCAUGAAAUGGUCUUUUUGGCUGCUGUGGUCAUCUUCGAGAUUGGCUCAGCUAUCUGCGGCGCUGCUCCCAACUCGAACGCCUUCAUAG
Molecule: messenger RNA, 270 nt
Organism: Monascus purpureus
Lineage: Eukaryota; Fungi; Ascomycota; Eurotiomycetes; Eurotiales; Aspergillaceae
Source: the annotation of a GenBank genome assembly